AUGCUACCCCGCGCUUCCACGACCGUCUCUGCUUCAUCGCCCAGCUCUGGCACUGCCACGCCUACCAUCAGGAACGCAGCCCCACGCGCUCCGACCACGACCGCUGUUCCCAACAGGUACUCUCAUUCUCAAGCUCCAGCGUCUGGCUCCACCCACGUCUCAGCUCGUCGACCUGUAGCUCGACUCAGUGCUCAAGCUCCUAACUCUCGCGAGCGAGCUGUGCGCAAUCAGUCUGCUGCCUCAGCAUUAGCUUCACCCUUCCAAUCGCACGCCAUGCCGUCCAUCUUUGGAUACUAUUCGCACGAUGCAAAUCCUGUUAGCAACCUCGCCUCCACCGCCUCUCCCAGCUCCAGUCUAGGCGCCCAGCAGUGGUCGCAGUCACUUAGAGAGUCCAUCUAUCAUCAACGAUCCGCCUCUCAUUCGCCUGUUCCUGUUCGCCCGAAUCAUUCCGCAGCCUCUACGCCUACUUUCAGCCCCCGAGCCGGUUCGAUAAGCUUCUACGCUGCUCAUCCACAGCGUCAGAACGCACGUGUAUCCUCCCAUCUUGGCAACACGUAUCGCUCUGCAGAGACGCAACGCAGCACCGUUGCUCAUUCCGUCCCAGCCGCCUCUGGCUGGGAUUCGAGCCUGCUCGCCUCUUCUCUCCGUGCUGAGCAGCCUAUCUUUGAAGAGACCACCACGAUCUCCUUCACCUGGUCCAUUCGCGAUCUCCACUUGCUCCGCGAAGAGGUCGAGCACUCACCUCCGCCGUCAGAGGGCGGUCGUUCAGUAUCUGCGGGAGCUGGCAAAAGUGAUGUCUGGACUAGUCAACCAGUAUUUGGUGACAACAAGUGGAAGCUCGAGCUCGUUCGUACUACUCGCCCUCUCACCGACCAGUCUCAAGAGAAUGACUCGACCAAUGAACACGAUGGCUCGGAUGAUGGUAACGAUGAGGUCACGGCGGCCAAUAUCCCCAGCGCCGAUACAGCUGCUGAUCAAGUCAACGAUUCGGACUCGGCCGCAAGUCGCCCCAGUAUCACCAUCCUGUCUGUCUACUUGACUGCCCUGGUAUUGGAGUACACGCAUGCCAAUGUCGAGAUCCCUGCUUCCAUCAUGGUUGGGUUGAGACCCAUCCGAGCAGCUGUCGGCCGACGCGGCGCCGAGAGCGGAGGCUAUCUGUGGCGACGCUUCUAUGACUACACGUUCCAGAAGGAGGCCGACCUCUUCACCUGCCACGACCUUCCGAGCGUAUCCGAGAUGCUACAGGACCUCAAUGUCGCGCGUGACGAUGCAGUCGCCCUCACCAUUCAGCUUGGCUUGGGGCCCGGUCACACGCGCGCUCGAUCUGGUCAGCUCGACGAUGCCGCUGCCUCACAUGCUCCCAUCGAAGUUGACGGUCAUCACCUGGUUCCCAGAGCCGUGCUCAGCUCGCUUCAUGGCUUACUCGACGAUGCUAACACGGGUGAUGUGCGCAUCCUGGUUCGGGAAAGGGGUGUCUUGCUGCCGGAACUGUCCGACUGUGCCUCAAUGUCGGAUGAUGGGCAUCCCGACAACACCAUCACAGAAAAUAUCGGACGCGUCGUCCCAUAUCCCAUCGGUUCCAGCUGCCCUACCGCUCCUGCUUCCGCGCACCAGUCCGAAGCUCCGACAUUCACUUCGAUCGACGAUGACCCGGACCGCAUCUUUGUCCGCGAUCGUGUGCUGUGGGCACAUGCCAGCGUCCUCAAGAGCCGCAGCGACUAUUUUCAGACUAUGCUUGCCUCCGACUUUAGCGAGGGGAUCAGCCGCAACUAUGCGGCAGUCGGAGCGAGCGCCGCUUACGGCCGCAACGUGCGCACACUCCAGAUCUCGGAUGCCGACUUCGUCACAGCCUACUGGUUCCUGCGCUAUCUGUACACGGAUGACAUUCAAUUCGCGGACAAGGAAGACGUGCGCAGCGCCAUACUCGAUGAAGAAUGGGCGAAAGGUGCUGACGUUGGCCAUCUCACAGCUGGAUCGGCGAGCGGGGAUGCCGGUCACGCUGGAGCUCUGCCCAGGAAUCUGCUCGUCGAGUGGACGCCGAUCUCGCAGCUCAAGGACAACGAUGAUUUCGAGAUGGACGGCAUGGGCUUUUCGAUGAGCGCCGCCCCAUCCGCAGGUGGUCCGCGAGGUGUUUCGGGCUCGUUUGUUCUGCAAAAGCCUUCCACCACAUCUGGAUCUCUGCGACAGAGAACGAGUGCUGCGGGACUGGUCGACGGAGCAAGUGGUAGUGUCAGUGCUCGCCCUCUGUCAGCGCCGAACUCGCCCUCGUCCGUCAUCGACGCAAGCGCAGCCAGCAAGCAUCACACCACGGACGAAGCCAGUCGCGCAUCGGGUCGUGCCACAUCCAACGCUCCUGCAGCAACCCUCGACCCGCACGCCCACCCUUGCGCCGACCCGGGUCCCGCCUCGGCGCUGUCGAUCUUCAAGCUGGCGCACCGCUACCACAUGCAGGAGCUCUCGCGGCUCGCGGCGAUGCACAUGGUGGCGACGCUGACGCCGCAGUCGGCGUUCCCGAUGCUGCUCGCCACGUCCAUGUACACGGAGCUGCACACGCGCAUCAAGACGUACGUGUACCAGCAGUGGCAUCUCGUCUCGCACACGGAGGAGUUUGAGCGCUGCUGCGACGAAGUUAGCGUGGGGAUGUGGGGUGCGGAUGCGGGGAAGACGAUGAGGGCGUUUGUCAGGAGCUUGGUGUCGCCGUUGAGGGCGGGGGGUCAGACGUGA
Messenger RNA from Pseudozyma hubeiensis SY62, 2724 nucleotides. RefSeq lists its product as hypothetical. Gene Ontology annotation, cellular component: cytoplasm. Bases 1 to 2724 code for a protein of 907 amino acids. Gene Ontology annotation, molecular function: ubiquitin protein ligase binding. The transcript has a single exon. NCBI's taxonomy places the organism in Eukaryota, Fungi, Basidiomycota, Ustilaginomycetes, Ustilaginales, Ustilaginaceae. The record is from RefSeq and is a predicted model, not a curated record. Gene Ontology annotation, biological process: proteasome-mediated ubiquitin-dependent protein catabolic process; regulation of proteolysis.